Molecule: messenger RNA, 1236 nt
Organism: Guillardia theta CCMP2712
Lineage: Eukaryota; Cryptophyceae; Pyrenomonadales; Geminigeraceae
Exons: 16
Coding region: 1-1236 (411 amino acids)
Biological process (GO): double-strand break repair via homologous recombination
Cellular component (GO): nucleus; chromosome; cytoplasm
Molecular function (GO): ATP binding; four-way junction helicase activity; nucleic acid binding
Source: RefSeq, a predicted model, not a curated record
AUGCAUAGGAGAUGUUCGAGCCGAGCAGCAAGACUGUUGUUCUUGCUGUUGUGCAUGACAGAGGAGUCCCUGUUGUCUCAAGUCCGUUCGGGGUAUGGAAGGAAGAGGAAGUUCUUCCACAACUACCAGAGAUCGAGGGAGUUUGACUACCUUGACAUGGUCGAUGCGAAGAAGAACCGACUGACAGAGGAGUUGAAGGAUGUGAAAGUUUCUUGGAGCACGGUAGAGGAGCUGCGCUCCAACGUCUUCGACAUCCCGUCUUUCCGUGAAGGUGGAGGAAGCCUAUGGCAGGGAGAGACGAUCAGGAGAGUCCUAGACGGUCAGAGCACGCUCUUCAUCUCUGCAACAGGAUCAGGAAAAUCCUUGACAUAUCUCUUGCCGACUGUUGCGAUGAAGAACAAGGGGAGCAUAACUCUCGUGAUUUCGCCUCUGCUUGCUUUGAUCAAGGAUCAGUUGUUGGGGUGCCUGACAAGGAGAGAAAAACAGUUGAAGUCUCUCCCCUACUGCAUUCGCGGGGCUUGUCUGAGCAGUGAGAUGAAUGAGCUCGAAAUCAGCGAAGUGAACAGAGAAGUCGUCAAGGAUCUCAUGAAGAACGUCGAUCGCAUCAAUCUUGCGUGCAUCGAUGAAGCACAUUGCGCGUCGUCGUGGGCUCACCAUUUCCGACCGUCUUACCUGAGGCUCGGGAGAUUUCUGACUGAGAAGUUGAAAGUGAGAUGUAUCCUUGGUUUGACAGCCACAUCGACUGCCCGAGUUACAAAUCAAAUCUGCCGACUACUCUUCAUUCCGAAAGACGGUGUUGUCUACUCCUCUACCAUCAGACCAAAUCUUCACGUUUCCGUGCUGAGGGUAAAUCGGGAGGUCGAGACGUUAGAAACGAUCAUCUCUUCUCUUCCGAUCUUGUUCGAGAAUUCCAUCACAUCCGACAUAGUAGAAGGCCAAGAAAAGUCUCCCAGCUUCAGCACCAUCUUGUACUGCAGCACUCAAGCUCUGUGUGAGAAGCUUGCGACGUCGCUGAAGAAACGAGGCUUCCGCGCACUUCCAUAUCAUGGGGCCAUGAAGAAUCAAGAUCGGAGAGCAAACCAGGAUGCCUUCUUCUCGAAUGAAGUUCAGAUCAUCGUUGCGACUGUUGCGUUUGGAAUGGGAAUCAACAAGAAAGAUAUCCGGGCCGUCAUUCACUAUAACUCUCCAUCAAGCAUCGAGGAGUGGUCGCAGCAGAUUGGACGGGCGGGAAGGUGA